Molecule: messenger RNA, 1188 nt
Organism: Candidula unifasciata
Lineage: Eukaryota; Metazoa; Mollusca; Gastropoda; Stylommatophora; Geomitridae
Source: the annotation of a GenBank genome assembly
AUGAAGAUCUACAUUGUAGUAAACUUUUUGGUGAGAACGAAAACUAGGGCAGCUACGACUUUCUGGUUGAUCACCAUCCUACAUCUUACUGUGACAUGGUAUGUUGUGAACCACAGGAGCAAUCGUAAAAGUACAUCAUUCAAUCUUUUCAUCCAGACAAGUCCGUACAUGAUAAGCAAGAAUAUGACAGUUACUGAACAGCCAACGACAAGUUACGAUAAAUUAUUGCAACAGAUCAGACUUGGAAUGGUCAAGAGAGAGUUAAAUGUUGUUUCACUGACCAAUGAAACCAUUUAUCCUGCCAACAGAAUUGGCAACUAUAUCUUCUCAAAUCCUAAUCUCUGUGAAGAUGUUCCAAGUAUCGAUUUCAUCAUUAUCGUGCAGACAGCAACUACACAUUUUGAAAGAAGACAACGAAUCAGAGCCACUUUUGCGAACACAUCUUUGUUUUACCCAGCCCAAAUUCGUACUGCUUUCUUAUUGGGUAAAGCGAACGAUAGCGCAAUAACGGAGAAGUUAUGGCAGGAACAUAGAACAUACAACGAUACGGUUAUGGGAGAUUUCAUCGAUGAUUAUUACAACCUUACAUUGAAGGGAGUCAUGGGACUCCGCUGGGUCAAAGAUCACUGUCCAAAUGCUGCUUUUGUGCUGAGAAUAGAUGACGACGUAGUAAUAAAUAUGUUUACACUAGUUUAUUUGUUCUUACCACAAAUGAAAACAAAGAAAAGAACAAUUGUCUGUGAGGUACACGCAAAUAAUACAUUGUCAGUAGCAAGAAAUGGUAGAUGGAAAGUCGAUUCUCACAUUUUCCCAAAUAGGACAACAUAUCCGUAUCCAUACUGCGCAGGUUAUACUGUAUUACUAACCCCAGACUUGAUUGACGAAUUGUACCAGGCAGCAAAGGUUACACCUUUUUUCUGGAUUGAUGACAACUAUCUGUUUGGGUUGUUGCCAUUUGUUAUUGGGAACAUCAAUUUUACAAAUUAUGAAUUGUACAGAUUUCUAUCACCAUUAUAUAAGAAUGCUAUAAACUGUACGUUACCACAAACAUGGCGAUGCCCAUUGUAUACUAUUCUUAUAAAAGACAAUGAAUUCUGGCCUUUGUGGUACAACAUUAAAAGCAUGUACAGUACUAUCAAUUGGAGCAGAGAAGCUACAAACCAGGGUGGAAGGCAGAGUAAAAUAUAA